Messenger RNA from Vombatus ursinus (common wombat), 2823 nucleotides. RefSeq names its product zinc finger protein 821 (gene ZNF821). The transcript has 6 exons. Gene Ontology annotation, biological process: regulation of transcription by RNA polymerase II. The coding region runs from base 1361 to 2518 and encodes 385 amino acids. Gene Ontology annotation, molecular function: DNA-binding transcription factor activity, RNA polymerase II-specific; RNA polymerase II cis-regulatory region sequence-specific DNA binding. The record is from RefSeq and is a predicted model, not a curated record. Gene Ontology annotation, cellular component: nucleus. Lineage: Eukaryota; Metazoa; Chordata; Mammalia; Diprotodontia; Vombatidae.
ACUCAGGUCCUCCCGAAUCUAGGGCCGGUGCUCUAUCCACCGCACCACCUAGCUGCCCCUAAGCCUUGACUCUUGAAGCACCCAUCAUGUACUAUUCCUUUCAGCUGAAGAGCAUAGUGUGUUUUGCCUUCCUUCAUUGUUAGUACCCCUGUGAGGUAGGGGGCCAUUAUUAACGACAUUUGACAACAAGAAAUGUAAUAGUAAGGCAGAGAAAGGUCAGUCUCCAGUGUUACAGGACUGUUCAAGUGGGAAGAAGUUGGGAUGGAGCCCCUAGAUGGACAGCUUCUAGGACUUGAGUAUUUCAUGGCUCACCACUUUUCUUAGGAUGUGUUUUUAUUGUCUUACAAAAGCCUAUAAUGGCAUUUAUUUAGUUAUAGUGACUAGUUUUGUAGUACCUGGGUCACAGGAAAAAGAAAUGGAAUCCUAAAAUCUUUGACUCUGUCUAUGUAAUCUCUCUAUGUAAUACCUUCUGUCCCAUACUUCUCAGUUGUUCUUUUUCCUGACUUGCCAGCAUGCCCUUGGCCUUUCUUGCUUUGAGUAUCAGCCAGUCUCUAAAGCUUUUGCCAGACCAGGACCACAAUAUUUCCAUUUCGUAGGCAAGGACAGGUAGGAUUAUGCUAGCUUGUUGUGGUCCCCAGAUGCCUUUUUCUCAGCUAUUAAUAGCCAAACGGCCAUGUUUGAAUAAGGUGGUCUUGUAUUAUGUAAAAGAGAAAGAAUCAGAAUCAGUCUGUCCUGUUUCAAAAUGAGGAAAUAAUUAUAGGCAAUUCUAUAAUUAUUCAUUGACAUAUUAUUCAUUGACAUUUAUUACUGUAAUCUGUUCAGAUUUCAGCUGUAGCUGGACACACCCAGUACUUUCAUAUAGAAGUGUGACUCCUUACAGUAGGAUUGAGUGUUUGGAUAAAUAAUACUUUCUUUAAAGUUAAUCAUAGGUCUUACCUUCCUACUAUAGAAUCUUUUCCACUGUACUUUGCCUGGAGGAGUAGAUUGAUUUAUUUGCUUAUUUAUUUUAAAUAGUGAAAUCUCUGAAGAAAGCAGUCUGCCUGGGGUCUUCUCCUAGGUCAGGAGGACCAGAAGAUAAAGGAAUGUAAGCUUUUCCUGGCAGAAUUAAUUUGUUUAAGUAUGCUAGCCCAGGAUAGCAGGAAGAGAAGUUGUGCAAAAUCGACUCUUGUCCACUCUUGAGAAUGCCCUUGGCUCCCCGUCUUGUUUCGGUUUGGAAUGUAGCAAUGCAUGAAGACCUUUGAGCCCACUUGGUGCUAAUUAGCUGAACUGUUCCAUCUCUUGGUAGGAAGCCCUGUGCUUAUCCACUAUUUGGAAAGGGGAACAGGUAUUUGCUGGGCUGGAGGAGCAAGCCCGACAGGCGAUGAUGAAAACUGAUUUUCCUGGAGAUCUUGGCAAUCAGCAUCCAGCUAUCCAACAACUGAGAGAUCAGGCCUCCAGUAGCAGCGACAGUGAGGGGGACGAAGAGGAAACCACACAAGACGAAGUCUCUUCCCACACGUCCGAGGAGGAUGGCGGGAUGGUGAAAGUGAAAAAGGAGCUAGAGAACGCAGAGCAGAGUGUUGGAGGGAAUGAGGUGAUAGGGGAGCACGAGGUCUCUGAACAUUUGAAUUCUGACCCCAUGCUUGGCCUCUGUCAGUGUCCCCUUUGCCAGUUGGACUGUGGUAGCCGAGAACAACUCAUUGCUCAUGUAUACCAGCACACUGCAGCGGUGGUGAGUGCCAAGAGUUACGUGUGUCCUGUGUGUGGUCGAGCCCUUAGCUCCCCGGGGUCCCUAGGCCGCCACCUCCUCAUCCACUCUGAGGACCAGCGCUCCAACUGCGCGGUAUGUGGAGCCCGUUUCACCAGCCAUGCCACCUUCAACAGUGAAAAGCUUCCAGAAGUACUGAAUAUGGAAUCUGUACCCCCCAACCACAGUGAAGGUCCCUCCAACGCAGAGGGGAAGGACAUUGCCUUCAGUCCCCCCGUGUACCCUGCUGGAAUCCUGCUGGUAUGCAACAACUGCGCUGCUUACCGCAAGCUGCUAGAAGCCCAGGCGCCUGGGGUCCGCAAGUGGGCUCUGCGGCGGCAGAACGAGCCCCUGGAAGUUCGGCUGCAGAGGCUGGAACGUGAGCGCACAGCCAAGAAGAGCAGGAGGGACAACGAGACCCCUGAGGAACGGGAGGUGAGGCGUAUGCGGGACCGGGAGGCGAAGCGUCUGCAGCGCCUGCAGGAGACUGAUGAGCAGCGGGCACGCCGCCUGCAGCGGGACCGAGAAGCCAUGAGACUCAAACGCGCCAAUGAAACUCCGGAGAAGCGGCAGGCCCGGCUUAUCCGGGAGCGCGAAGCCAAGCGGCUAAAGCGGCGGCUAGAGAAAAUGGACAUGAUGUUGCGAGCUCAGUUCGGUCAGGACCCCUCUGCCGUGGCAGCUUUGGCAGCUGAGAUGAGCUUCUUUCAGCUGCCGGUGGGCAGUGUAGAGCUGGAGAGUCAGCUUCUGGGCAAGGUUGCCUUUGAGGAGCAGAACAGCAGCUCCCUGCACUGACCAGACCGGGUCCACACUGGCCAACACGGACCAGUACUCUGCCUGCCUGCAAGCCUCCAUCCCCACUGCCGGGGAGGUUCCUGGGUUCAGACCCGGCUUAGCUCAUGCCGUCACAUGUGCACUGAAGCUUCCCUUGCAUGCUGGAGGAAAAUGGGGACAAAGGUGGCUGGCUUAGGCGGCCCCGGAGGGAGCAGGCACUCCAGACAACUAGAUUCCCAAGCCAUGGUUGCAGGACAUUAGUGCUCUGCAAGCUAGGUAAAGCCCCGACUUCAGAAGGGCAAAUAAAUUAAUUUUAUCUUUACUAA